AUGCGUUGGGAACGUGCUGCGAGGGGUGGUCCGCCCAGCAGAUUCUGGAGCUGGCGCGGACGCGCUUUCCGGAGCCGGAGUGCAGAGGGCUCGUACUCUACUUGUUCCCUGGUCGUCCCAUGCAUACACAUGGGCCAGGGCAGCUACGUCGGCCCCCCGGAGCCAGGCGACGAGGCGCAGGCGCGCCGGGGCAUGUACAGCGACGACACGAACGCGGCGCUGGCCCUGGCCUCCUCCCUCGUGGCCUCAGGCGGGCUGGACGGACGCCACGCCGCUCGCCAGUACGCGGAGUUCUUCUUCGACGAGGCGGUGAUGCGGCGCGUGCGGGACGGCGUGGACUACAAAACCGCGGGUUUGCCUCCGCACUUCCCCUUCCGGGACGGGUCCUACGCCAACGGGGGAGGCAUGCGGGCGUCACCCUUGGGCAUCGCGUUCCGCGACGCUUCCGCCGCGCAGGUGCGCGCCGCAGCUGCGGAGGCGGUGCGGAGCUCGCACGCGCACCCGGAAGCCGUGGACGGCGCCGCCGUGCAGGCGUAUGCCGUCGCACUUGCCGCGCGGCUCGGCGCCGCUGGCCGCGCCCGCGACUUCUGCCCCGCGGCCUUCCUGCGGGAGGCGGGCGCGGCGGCGAGCACGCCCGCCUUCCAGCGGCGCCUGGACGCGGUGCACCGCAGGUUCACGGCGCUCCGAGGGUCUGCCGAGGCGGACGACGUGCAGGUGCUGCGCUGGAUCGUGGACAGGUGCGACCCCCAGGACCGGCGCGAGGGCUCGGGGCUCGGCUUCCAGCUGGCCGCGGUGGACAUGGCGCCGUGCGUCCUCUGGAUAGCGGCCCGGUACCACCGUGUCCCGGAGGAGGCCAUCAUGCGAGCGAUUUCCAUCUCGGGCAGUGCCAAGGGGGGGUCGCCACUAUGA
Messenger RNA from Prorocentrum cordatum, 909 nucleotides. NCBI's taxonomy places the organism in Eukaryota, Dinophyceae, Prorocentrales, Prorocentraceae. The record is from the annotation of a GenBank genome assembly.